AUGCGCCCUCACCAAGCCAAAACUAAUAAGAGUUACGGGAAAAUCAGGUUGGCCAAGAUUAAGGCUCAGGACCUUCGCGGCAAGAAGGAGCUACUGAAACAGCUGGACGAUCUGAAAGUGGAGCUGUCCCGGCUGCCGGUCGCCAAAGUGACAGGCCGCGCCUGGUCCAAACUCUCCAAGAUCCGAGUUGUCCGAAAAUCUAUUGCCGGUGUCCUCACCGUCGUCAACCAGACCCAGAAAGAAAACCUCAGGAAAUUCUACAAGGGUAAGAAGUACAAGCCCCUGGACCUGCGGCCCAAGAAGCCUAGAGCCAUGCGCCGCCGGCUCACCAAACAUGAGGAGGAGCUGAAGACCAAGAAGCAGCAGCGGAAAGAGCGGUUGUACCCGCUGCGCAAGUAUGCCGGCAAGGGGAAGAAUGGCCAAGUAAAACUCUCAAGUAGGGACGGCCAAAGUAAAGAAAUAGAGAGCAGCAGAGACAAGAACGGGAACAACUAUGACCAUCAAGAAGAGUCAGCAAGUCACCCAGGAGCCUACACAAAGAAGAGAAAUGGGCUUUUACCCGGUCCCAUCUCAACCUUCUCACAAGGUAGGGAAAUCUACGUUAUACCUCUCACCAAGCUGGGACUGAUGGUCAUUUCUCAUCAGGAUGUUAGUGCGAUCCUCAAGCUGCUGUGCCAUGAAGAAAGAUGA
Messenger RNA from Nannospalax galili (Upper Galilee mountains blind mole rat), 690 nucleotides. RefSeq names its product 60S ribosomal protein L35-like. The record is from RefSeq and is a predicted model, not a curated record. Gene Ontology annotation, molecular function: structural constituent of ribosome; mRNA binding. Bases 1 to 690 code for a protein of 229 amino acids. The transcript is spliced from 4 exons. Gene Ontology annotation, cellular component: ribosome; cytosolic large ribosomal subunit. NCBI's taxonomy places the organism in Eukaryota, Metazoa, Chordata, Mammalia, Rodentia, Spalacidae. Gene Ontology annotation, biological process: translation; maturation of LSU-rRNA from tricistronic rRNA transcript (SSU-rRNA, 5.8S rRNA, LSU-rRNA).